Aegilops tauschii subsp. strangulata is the source of this 570-nucleotide messenger RNA. RefSeq names its product benzyl alcohol O-benzoyltransferase-like. The record is from RefSeq and is a predicted model, not a curated record. Lineage: Eukaryota; Viridiplantae; Streptophyta; Magnoliopsida; Poales; Poaceae.
AUGGCGGACGCGGAGGCGGUGCACGUGAGUAGGCUAGCCAUCAACAGGCGCGCGGUCGCGUUCGGCUGCCAAAUCCCCGCUGGCUACUACGGCAACGCAUUCGCCUUCGUGGUGGCGCGCUGCGCCGCCGGGGAGCUGGGCGGUCAUGGGCUGGGCUACGCGGUGGAGCUGAUCAGGGAUGCCAAGGCGAGGGUGACGUACGAGUACAUGCGGUCGGCGGCGGACGUGAUGGUGCAGGAGGGCCGCCCUGUGAGCGCGAGGAAGCGCACCUUCGGCGUGUCGGACGUCAGGCAUGCCGGGUUCGACGAGGCCGAGUUCGGGUGGGGAAAGCCAGUCUACGCCGGCGUCAUCACGGACGCUCACCGCGGCGGCGCCACCUUCCUCAUGCGGGGCAAGAACGAGAGGGGAGAGGACGAGACGUUCAUCGGCAUCUACCUCCCGGGAGACUGCACGGCAAGGUAUCGGAUGGAGGUGGAGGCACUCACCGCUGCCGCGGCCACCGCAAAGAAUAUGCAACUGCACAUGGAAGAAGCGUCUUCAGCUCCUCUUGCCUUGCGUGCACGCUAUUAA